Messenger RNA from Anoplophora glabripennis (Asian longhorned beetle), 1016 nucleotides. Its product is annotated as group XIIA secretory phospholipase A2. The record is from RefSeq and is a predicted model, not a curated record. Gene Ontology annotation, biological process: arachidonate secretion; phospholipid metabolic process; lipid catabolic process. The transcript is spliced from 3 exons. Gene Ontology annotation, molecular function: A2-type glycerophospholipase activity; calcium ion binding. Gene Ontology annotation, cellular component: extracellular region. The coding region runs from base 310 to 939 and encodes 209 amino acids. Lineage: Eukaryota; Metazoa; Arthropoda; Insecta; Coleoptera; Cerambycidae.
CAUUACAGUACCAAUAAUUAAAAAAAAACAAGUAUGGAAGUAGGUACUUGACAAAUACCUUCUAAUUUCUAAUGAAUAUAAAAAUAAUUAGAGUUUUGGCUAUACUGUCCACAGCCUACUAUUUGUGGAUAUUUGCGUAAACCCUGGCAAAUCUUUCAGAAACACGUAAUUCAUUUUCAUUGUCUAAAUAUAGUAUAUGGGGUAGUCUAACUUCCUAACCUAUACAGGACGUAAUUUUCUGCGGUUUAGUGCAUAUGUAAGUGUAAUAAACGUUUUGUUAGUGCUUUCUUGUGAUACCGUCUCGAAAUAAUGGAUAUACCUUACGGCAAGAUUGCUAUAUAUUUAUUAACAUUUCUGGGAUACAUUUACUCUGGCUUUGGUUCCGGUCUGAUAUACAAUCUGCGGGAUGCAGUUUUGGCCGCAGAAAACGUGUUUGGGGAUGUAAUGAAAAACGUUAUCAACGUCGCACAAAAAUUUAGAACAAUGCACGAUGUUUUCGAUGCCGCAGUUGAAGAGGAUUGCGUUUUCAAAUGUCCGAAUGGAGCUCAUCCAAAGCCAAACAAAAGUCACAAACCAAGUGCCGACGGUUGUGGGUCUUUCGGCCUCAAAGUUAACACUAACUACUUACCGAUAGGGGAAAUGACAAAAUGUUGCGACGAUCAUGAUAUCUGCUACGACACCUGUAACAGCAAUAAGGAACUUUGCGACGUAGAAUUCAAGAGGUGCUUGUAUAAGUACUGCGACACGUAUAAAGAUACUGUUGCAGGCAGCAAUAUAAUAAAAGCUUGUAAAGGGACAGCUAAAAUGUUGUUCACAGGUACCCUAACGCUGGGUUGUAGAGCGUAUCUGGAUGCACAAAAGAAGGCGUGCUGGUGUCCUUCCUACGGAUGGAAGGACAAGAAAAAUUCGAAAUAUACAAAUGGCGCUGAUGAGCUGUAAUAGUUUCUUGUGUUUAGAAUUUUUUUGGAUCUGUUUUGUUAAAAAAAAUGAUUUAAAAUAAAGUGUUUGUACAUGUA